AUGGAUAGCUUCCUUAUCCCUCUUUGGGCUUUGACUCCGUCAACGGUUGCUGUUUCAGUGCUGGAGCUACCCUCCCUAUCCAUCGCCCGUAUCUCAGCGAGGUUGGUGGAGACGAGCGCCAGUACACGCGAUCAAUUGACUUUGGCAGAUUCGUUGAGGAAUAAGAUGGAGAGACUGAGAGACAACACCUAUGCUGGACAAAAGGCCACAGCUAAAGCCGAGCGGCUGAGGGUCGAGAUGAAUAGGGUGGCCUUCCGAGCGUUGAAUAAGAACGAUGGCAAGUCGAUCGUCGAUCUUCAUGGCCUGGAUGUCAAGGGCGCCGAAGAUAAGGUGACCCAAAAGGUCACUUGGGCGAGGAAAGUUCGUAAGAAGACCUUGAGGUUCAUCGUCGGUCAAGGGAGGCAUUCAGAUGGGUCGGGUGUGCUGAAGUGGAGGGUUCAAGCGCUGCUCAAAAGGAAGAAAGUUAGAGUAGCCACCAUAAACGUAGGAGGUAUACUUCUGGCAAAGAUCAAGCCGUAG
Peniophora sp. CBMAI 1063 is the source of this 519-nucleotide messenger RNA. The record is from the annotation of a GenBank genome assembly. NCBI's taxonomy places the organism in Eukaryota, Fungi, Basidiomycota, Agaricomycetes, Russulales, Peniophoraceae.